GGUGCCGUUCAACCGCCAUGAAGAGUCGAUCGUCAUAUGUCUUUGUUUACGUUUAUUUACGAAAUUCAAAUUCCGGCAGAAAUUACGUUUCUUUUUAAGCUUCUACGCUUGUGAAGACGACUAAAUUUACGAAGAUGGCUGCUCAGGAGGAAGUGAACGAAUUUUGGGAAUGCCAGUUUCUUUCUGACCCAAACGAAAUCCGUAAACACGAAAAAGUAACAACUAAAAAUGCGGAUGUUUUGCAACAGAAAUAUACUCAAUGUUUCCAGCUUUGUUCAGAAUUACUGAAUUGCUCUGAAAUUGACAGAAAGAUAAAAGAAGGUGAUGCCAAAGUUCGCAAAAUGACAUUAGAAAAAGAAAUACUUGAAUCUAAACUCAGCAAAGGAGAUGAAGCAUGUCGUAAUCUUCAGGCGGAAUGUCAAGUUCUCUCUUCAACAGUGUCUGAGAAACAGGAUUUAGUACCUGAAUUGGCUCAGGAAAAUGAAUCUUUAAAACAGAUGCACUUUGCUGUUAAAAAUGAUAUUGAGGCAGAGAAAAAACAAGCUAAGAAAAUGUUUGAUAGUAUUAUAGUUAUGAAAGAUUUGUAUAAGAAGCAUGUGGGUUGCCACAUCCGCCUCUUGAAGUCAGAAGAUGAAUCUGAGAUAUAUCUGUUCACAUUCGCAAGUACCCUCAAAUCUGCUGACAAUGAGCCAUUGCCCUUCAGAUCAGCCAAGUUCCGGCGAAUAUACUCAGGACCAUCUGGAACUCAUGAUCCAAAAUGUACUUCUUGGAAAUUGCUAGAAACAAACCCGCCACUUCCAAAUUUUGAGAAGGUUGCAGCGCUAUUAGAUAAAUCUCAAGACGUUCCAGGACUGCUUGUACAUUUGAGGACCCAAUGGAAAUCUAGCCGACUGAACUCAUGAUCGCAAUUCUUAUAUUAUUUUAUAACUUAUUUUUUAGUAUUGUUUUUAUUAAAUGCCUGUGAAUUUGAA
Messenger RNA from Frankliniella occidentalis (western flower thrips), 971 nucleotides. RefSeq lists its product as uncharacterized. The record is from RefSeq and is a predicted model, not a curated record. The transcript is spliced from 5 exons. Bases 135 to 902 code for a protein of 255 amino acids. NCBI's taxonomy places the organism in Eukaryota, Metazoa, Arthropoda, Insecta, Thysanoptera, Thripidae.